Auanema sp. JU1783 is the source of this 1605-nucleotide messenger RNA. Lineage: Eukaryota; Metazoa; Nematoda; Chromadorea; Rhabditida; Rhabditidae. The record is from the annotation of a GenBank genome assembly.
AUGCGCUUGAGAAUGCUAAUGUCUCGUCUACAAAUGAUGGGACUUUCUAAUUUCCGGCAAGGUGGAGAAUGGAUUUAUCGAAUAUCAUUAAUUGUAUUAGCCAUAUUAUGUGGAUUCGCCUGGUAUCAAAGAACAAUCAACAUGUGGGCUCUGAAGAACAUUGGAGACACUUUUUUGACCAAAGAAAUAGGUAGUCGGCAAAUCGUCUUGGGCGCUUUUUUCCGUCCCUUAAAUGAACAAAAUAUUCAAGGAAAAUAUGCUGUCAUCCAUUUCGUAGGUGACACGCGAAUGGAACAUCCAGUGUACUGUUUCACAAAAAAGCCUGAUAACACAUAUUUGGUUUCUCAUGCACAAGUGGAACGAAUCCAUAAGGGUAAAAGAGCUGCCAAUGAUAUAUGCUCGUGGUCAGGACAUAUCGCCGAAUGUGAAGUUGAUCCAAGUUCUAAUGACUUCAGAAUUGGAGCAACUCCACAGUUUGAAGAUUCAAUGCUGGUAGUACCUGAGAAACCAUUAGAGAUUCCUCGUCAAGACUUAGUUGUUUGUGUUGCUCCUAUGUAUACGUAUACCGACUGGGAAAUCAUGCUUGUUGGAAUUGAAACUUGGCUAGCAUUGGGGGCUACGAAGAUUGUGGUUCCUAUUCAGUCAGCAUCUUCAUCCACUUACAGAAUUCUGAAGGAAUAUGAAAAGAAAGGUCAUGUUAUCAUUCGACAAUGGCCCAAAUGGCCUAUCUUGUCUGACACAAACCCUAAUGGACUUGUGUUGAGUAGAGGAAUCGAAGAGUCUCACGUCAACUGCCUAUUCUUUGUGAAACCAUGGGCAGAUUUGGUAGUUUUUACGGAUAUAGAUGACAUGCUUCUUCCGCCUGAUUUGAAUAACGUAAAGCCCGGUGUAAAUCUAGAAAUUCUCCGGAAUCUUUUUGCUGAACAUCCACAAGCUGGUUCAUUAUUAUUCGAGCAUAGGGAUACUCAGUUCCAAUUACUUCCUCAGGAUGCUCGUUUCAACUUGAAAAGUUUCAACUUUGAUUUCCUCAAGCACACAAAAUCCAAAAUGAAUUGUAAUGUGUGGAGGAUGAAAACCCGAGUCGUUAUUAACGCUAGUCGAGUUGAUUCCGUAAAUAUGCAUGAGACUGGAAUUCAUCGAUUUGGCUUUGUUCAGACAAGAGUUCCUUGCAGACAAGCACACUUCUACCACCUUAGACAUUCCCAUAGUAAUGUACCAUCCCCAGUUCCAAUCGAUACGUCUGCUUUACGAGAGAUACUGAAUAAACAAUGGCAGAAUCGAUUGGAAGAAACUUUUUCAUCAUUCAAGGAAGUAGCACUCAAUAAGUCAUCAACUGAAUCAUUCGAGGAUUUCGACCGUUGUAUGGGAGCCAUCAACGAAGAACAUUGGACGAUGCACGUUUCCCGUUGUCUAACGCCACAUGUCUGCUUUAGUCGUUUGAAAAGAGAAGUUGAUUGUGUCGCGUCUCAUGCAACUUUCAAUUUUUAUCGUUCUGGGGAUGGAUAUGUUAUGCAAGUCUCUUCAGCUGAGUUAAAGCCUUCAUUAGCGAACUGCGAAGCUCCUGUUCCUCCAUUUAGUGAAGGAAAUCAUUACUUCGCACCUUAA